AUGAAACACUUUCAGCUAAAGUUCUUGACGCUUGUGGAAAAUUUGUUCCUAGGCGUUCGCGUGUGUGCCAGAUAUCCAUCAUAUUAUCCAUCAUACGGUCCCGCGACGGGAUCAACAUCAUUCUAUACCACAGAACUAUCGCCGUUUUCGGUAGCUCGCAGUAGUGCAGAUUUUCCGAAAUCCGCACGAACUGAUUCCUCGAUCAUCAAAGACAUCAAACAAGAGCGAGAUGUUAAAGAACACACAGUGGAACUGAUCUCGACAGCAGGCCGAUCGAGCGGCGAUAUCCCCGAGCCACACACCGAAUUGCUUCAGAGUAACGCCGAUGCGGCUACAACAGCGAGUGUCGUCCAACCGCAAACCGAACCCUCACAGCUGCCACGAAGAUGUAUGGUUUCUAAAAUUGAGGCACUUUAA
Gongylonema pulchrum is the source of this 417-nucleotide messenger RNA. NCBI's taxonomy places the organism in Eukaryota, Metazoa, Nematoda, Chromadorea, Rhabditida, Gongylonematidae. The record is from the annotation of a GenBank genome assembly.